Messenger RNA from Podarcis muralis (Common wall lizard), 2566 nucleotides. It is a transcript of the gene SLC5A10, whose product is annotated as solute carrier family 5 member 10. Gene Ontology annotation, molecular function: D-glucose:sodium symporter activity. Gene Ontology annotation, biological process: transmembrane transport. NCBI's taxonomy places the organism in Eukaryota, Metazoa, Chordata, Lepidosauria, Squamata, Lacertidae. Gene Ontology annotation, cellular component: plasma membrane. The record is from RefSeq and is a predicted model, not a curated record.
GGCAGACUCUGCCCUAAGGCCAAGACAGCUCACCCACAUGUACUGCUUCUCGAAUCACAAACGGCCUACCCCCAGGCUGUUUAAUGAUCAAUUCCUUGACUCUUGAAAGCAGCUGGCCUCUCCCUCUUUGUUGCUGGGUCCAGGCACGAUGUCCGCAGAAGACUUUCCUCCGGCUGAAAUGCCCACUCCUUCGCCCCACUUCAGCGUUACUGAUGUGAUCGUCGUGGUGGCGUAUUUCCUUUUGAAUUUGGCAGUGGGGAUAUGGUCUUCCUGCAGGGCAAACAGAAACACUUUGAGUGGAUACUUCCUGGCUGGGAGGAACAUAGCCUGGUGGCCGAUCGGUGCCUCGCUCUUUGCCAGCAGCGAAGGAUCGAGCCUUUUCAUUGGACUGGCUGGCACAGCAGCUGCAGGAGGGGUAGCAGCGGCCGGCUUCGAAUGGAACGCCACCUUUGUCCUUCUGGCGUUGGCCUGGGUGUUUCUUCCCGUCUACAUCUCUUCAGGGAUUGUCACCAUGCCAGAAUACCUCCAGAAGCGUUUUGGCGGGGAGAGAAUCCGGAUAUACCUCUCAUCCCUGUCUCUCCUGCUUUCCAUCUUCACCAAAAUAUCGACAGACCUGUAUUCAGGAGCCCUAUUUGUUCAAGUGUGCCUAGGCUGGAAUCUCUACCUUUCCACCGUCCUCAUGCUGGUCGUCACUGCCAUUUACACCAUUGCAGGUGGGCUGGCGGCUGUCAUCUAUACAGAUGCUCUGCAGACUCUCAUCAUGGUCAUUGGAGCCACCAUCCUGACAGUAACAGCUUUCGGCGAGAUCGGCGGCUACCAGAACCUGGAAGAAGCUUACUUAAAGGCCGUGCCGUCUAAGAUCAUCCCCAACACAACCUGCCACGUGCCCAGGCUCGAUGCGAUGCACCUCUUCCGGGAUCCCGUCUCCGGAGACUUGCCCUGGACCGGAAUGACCUUUGGGCUCUCGGUGGUGGCCACGUGGUACUGGUGCACAGACCAGGUCAUUGUCCAGAGGUCUCUCUCAGCAAAGAACCUCAAUCACGCCAAGGCCGGAUCCAUCCUAGCCAGCUAUUUAAAAAUGCUUCCCAUGGUUGUCAUCAUCAUGCCUGGAAUGAUAAGCCGGAUCCUGUAUCCAGAUGCCGUUGGCUGUGUCGACCCCGAAGAAUGUUCCCGAGUGUGUGGGUCCGAGGUGGGCUGCUCCAACAUCGCUUACCCCAAACUGGUGAUUGAGCUUAUGCCCAGUGGUCUGCGAGGGUUAAUGAUCGCCGUCAUGAUGGCUGCUCUGAUGUCAUCCCUGACCUCCAUCUUCAACAGCAGCAGCACCCUCUUCACCAUGGACAUCUGGCAGAAGGUCCGGAAGGAGCCCAGUGAGAAAGAGCUGCUUCUGGUUGGAAGGAUAGUCACUAUUGUCCUAGUUGCUGUCAGCGUGGUUUGGAUCCCAAUCCUGCAGAGCUCCAACAGCGGACAGCUCUACAUCUACAUCCAAUCUGUCACUAGCUACCUUGCCCCACCCGUCACGGCUGUCUUCCUCUUGGCCGUUUUCUGGAAGCGAGCUAAUGAACAGGGGGCUUUCUGGGGCCUGAUGGUGGGGCUGGUCAUUGGCCUGAGCCGGAUGGCCUUGGAGUUUGCGCACCCCACGCCCCGGUGUGGUGUCCCGGACAGGCGCCCUUCCGUCGUGAAGGACCUCCACUAUCUUCACUUCGCCACCCUCCUCUUCCUGCUGACUGCCAUGGUGGUGGCAGGCAUCAGCUUGCUGACUCAGCCACCCGCCGAAUCCCAGGUAAAGUUUGUGACUUGGUGGACUCUUCGUGAGGAGUCCCUACCUCCCCAACUCCCCAACCCCAAAUCGCUGCCUGAGGAUGGCUUUUCCAGCACACAGAACGAUGAUCUCCCGGAAAGCCUCCCGUGGAGUUGCUUUGGCAACGGAAAGGCCUGCGCCCCCUGCGUCAUGAAAGCUGGAAACCCCCCAGGGAAGCCCCCUGGGGGCAAGACAGAGUUCCGCUUCUGGGCUCAGAUCUGCUGUGCAAAUGCCCUUCUCCUGAUCUGUGUCAAUGUGUUUUUCUAUGCUUAUUUUGCUUAAGGGAUGUCUUCUGGAAAGUUCCUCAAAGAAGACAGGGAGGAGUUUGGGGUGGGUGGGGAGGGGAAGAGAGAACUGGUGUGUACGUGGAAGAUGGGAAGUAUUCUCUGAUACCAGUGGAUUGCUUUAUUUAAAUAUUAUAUUUCAGCUACUGAUGGGGCCGUACUAAGCUGCCAAGAGGAAGAGUUGUAGCUCAGUAGAGUAGAGCAGCUGAUCUGCAUGCAAAAGAUCUCAGGUUCAAUCACCAGGUAGGGCUGGGAAUACCCCCCACCUGAAACCUUGGAGAGCUGCUGCCAGCCAGUAUGUACAGUACUGAGUUAAGAUGAGCAAAUGGUCUGACUCAGUAGAAGGCAGCUCCUUUUGUGCAUUAAUCCAGGGUGGGAAACUUUGGGAUUUUAUAAGGUACUCCACUGGAGUUGACACUGGACCUUUGGGCUAGCAUAUGCAGAUUUAUUUUUUACUUUUUGCAACCAAGGGGACUAGAAUCUU